AUGAAUGGUGACUGCAUUGACGAAGACAACUCGCCCCUCAUAUUCCCGUCACUCGAGUCGAAUGCGAAGCGAGCAAUCUUAUCUGCUCAGGCUCCCCUAUACUGUUGCGAUUGCAAGCUAUCUGUCCCUUCCUCAUGA
Molecule: messenger RNA, 138 nt
Organism: Penicillium salamii
Lineage: Eukaryota; Fungi; Ascomycota; Eurotiomycetes; Eurotiales; Aspergillaceae
Source: the annotation of a GenBank genome assembly